UUUGUGUGUUCGAGAAUUUGUGUUUUUCCUUUUUGUUGUUAAGAUAUUGUUCUUAUUGUGUUUUAAUAUAUGUAUUUAGAAAUUAUAAAACAAUUUUCUUAAAUUUAUUGCGGUGUUUUGUUUUAAAUAUUUGUGUAAGAAGUUGCAAGAGUUUGACAUAAAUAAAGAAUAUAAAGCAUUACUUCCUGUGACACGAAAACCACGAAUUAAAAAAAGAAAUACGACGUGACAAAAAGUAUCUUUUAUUUUUUUUUUGGGUGGAGAUUAACGAUUUAAAGGCUAAACAUUUUUAUAAUUUUGUAAAGAAUACAAAGUUUUAUUUAUUGUUAUAAAUAUAAAAGCGACAAAAUUGAUUUAAAAUUGUGGAAACAUACUAAAAUUGAUAUGAACAAAGAAAUUUACUAUGAGGGCUGGUUGAUCAAAUCACCGCCCACGAAGCGUAUAUGGCGUGCACGUUGGCGUAGACGUUGGUUUACUUUGAAACAAGGCGAGAUACCCGAACAGUUUUGCCUUGAAUACUAUGCCGACCGUAAGUGUCGCAAAUUGAAGGGUGUCAUCGAUUUGGAUCAAUGCGAACAGGUGGAUUGUGGUUUGCGUUUGGAGAAUCGCAAACAAAAGUUUCAAUUUAUGUUUGAUAUUAAAACACCAAAACGUACAUAUUAUUUGGCAGCAGAUACGGAAACGGAUAUGCGUGAUUGGGUAAAUUGUAUAUGUCAGGUGUGUCAUUUGCAUGAUACUAAACAAUCACAAGAUGAAAACCGUUCCCAAAAUAAUGCUGCUACCACACACACCAACUCUUCGAAUGAUACCACCACAACCACCAUCAACUCUUCAAGUGGUACCAAUACGAGUAAUACACGCCAGAGUUUCAACAAUGACAUUCUUAGAAGGCCUUUAAAUGUUGUCGAACAACAACCUCUGACAGCAGCCACUUCAAGUGCAAAUGUAACAAUUGCUUCGUCCACUGCAUCGACAUCAUAUCAGCAUAGUAAUGACAGUGCUUAUGUUAAUACAGAGUAUACCAAUCGUGAGACACUAUUGUGUGAUGCACAUUUCGAGAAACAACAAUUGGUAAAUGUGGCUUCUAAUUUGGUGGCUGCUAAUGCUGUGCAAACAGCACAAACUGGUUCGUCUGCAGCUUUGUACUUGAAUACGGCUGCAUUUCAGGACACUUCACGUUUAUCAGUCAGUUCAAAUGGUGUUGUACGUAAAAUACCAGAGAAUUUAGUUUUAAACAAUACACCACUACCAGAAUCUCAACAGCACAGCGUACAACCUUCACCAGCUUUAAGUACAGCAUCCGGACCUUAUAUACCCAUCAGUGAAUGCUAUUCCGGUAGUCCAAAAUUUAUGUUGGAUAGCGAUAAUCCUUCGACUCCUUUAAAUAAUUUGGAUCCAAAGUUUUAUGACACACCCAGAAGUCAUAACAAUAUUGGCUUAAAUUUAACCAACGAUCAAUCAUAUUCACCCAAAAUUACAAACUGUGGAACGCAACAGCCUAUUAAUGUUUCUAAAAAUCGUAGUCAAAAGUCAGAUUCAGACUCUGAAAGUGUAUUUACCGAUGACGACGAAUGGGCCCAUCCUAUGCCCUUAAGAGAAAAUAUGGAUCGUAACACUAGACCCUCCGAUAGUUCGGUGGAAAAUGAAUCGUUUGUCUUGACAUAUUCACAGCGUUUCUCGAAACUACCUGAAGAUGUUAAAAAAGAGCAACAAGGCAUGACAACACAAAACUCCAACGAUUGUUUGGAAAAGCUGGCAAAAGUAUUAAAAAAUAAAAAUAAUUUAAUAUUGGACUUUAAGGACAAUGAAAAAUCCACACGAGAUUUGCCACAAUUUUCGGAUACGGAAAAUACUUCACCUGCUAUAAUAGGACCGCGUGACGCUAGAUCUGUGGUUGAGGAAAGUUAUGACAUACCACGUUCUCAUCAACUACCCUAUUAUAAUAUGGCACAUUUAUUGGAGAAAAUAACAAGUCCAGAGGCCAAUCCCAUUGCAGCUUCCACGCCCAAUUUAAUGGCUGGUCUAGAUACUGUGCCGGGAUCACCAUCAUCGGUAAUUUCUGUGGCUCAUUCGUUAGGUCCACAAUCGUCGAAUAUGCGCACUUUGCCGAGACCACAUUGUUAUACAAAUGCAGCUCCCAGUAAAGUUGAAGGCAAUGUAUUUCGUUACGAUUUUAUAGAACAGACAAAUGUUCCACCAGUCAAUAGAAAAUUGAAACCAAAAUUAAGUAUUGAGGCUGAUAAGCCGCCGGAGGAGUUACCAGCUAAGCCGCCACAAUUGGCUGUACAGCAUGUGGACAAUUUGGCAAAUCGUUUGCAGACUACACAAAUGCAAACACCAGCUGGUCUGGUUGGUAGCGAAAAUAUUCCACUGAAACCACCGUCUGUGGAUAGAAAAAAUAAACCGAAUGCCUACAAGAUUGGCAAUUCAAAUACUUUAGGCAACAGUACACGACGUACCACAGGUGCUCCACUCUCAAUGGUGCUACCAAAUGAUGCUGAAACAUCAUCAUCAUCAUCAUAUUUAAUGGAGACUCGAACAUUACCACGACAACCCAGAACUAAUUAUGCGUUUAACACAUCAAAUACUUCACUGUGUAAUACACCAACUGCAGUAAAUGCUCCGCCUACAGUAUUUACCAUACAACAUCAGCGUACCGCAUCAGCUAAUGCCGCUAUGCAACAAUUACCUACAACUACAAAUACAGUACCCACGCAAUUGCAGCUACCGCCUAAAAAUGAACAUAAACUACAAUAUUUUGAUUUGGAUGUGGCAAAUGCUCCGGCCAUUAAUCGCCAAAGCAUGAGUGUGGGUAAUUUAAAUAACCCUGGAGUUGCGCGUUUAGGUUUAGCAGCUGAUCCUUCCGCCAGGGCUCCUGUGCAAAGUUCAGUAGUUUACAAUUCAGUGGACUUUGUUAAAACGGAGGCCUUCAAACGAAUACGUGAAGAGAGAAAAAAAGAAAAUGAAGGUGUUAAUGCCAAUAAGUAAUAGGUUUACUAAAACUAACAUCAUAUAUCAAACACAUCUUGGCAUAUGCUUUUUACAUGCCACUUUUAUCAAUCCAUACUUGGGUAUGUUUAGUUCCGUUUUAUAGUUACAAGAGAUUCCAUUGAAUUUAGACCUAUUUUAGCCUUAAUAGUUAGUGUGUGUGCUUUUAAGCAUUUAUUUUAUGUAAUUUAAUGACAUUUAUAUAAGCUUUAGCUUUUUUACAAAAAAAAAAAAUAAAUAAA
This is a messenger RNA of Calliphora vicina (urban bluebottle blowfly), 3230 nucleotides long. RefSeq names its product daughter of sevenless (gene dos). Gene Ontology annotation, cellular component: cytoplasm. Gene Ontology annotation, biological process: signal transduction. Lineage: Eukaryota; Metazoa; Arthropoda; Insecta; Diptera; Calliphoridae. The coding region runs from base 385 to 2988 and encodes 867 amino acids. The transcript has 8 exons. The record is from RefSeq and is a predicted model, not a curated record. Gene Ontology annotation, molecular function: signaling adaptor activity.